CUGAAGCCCAUGCAGUGGAGCAGCGGCUUCGCGAGCGCCUGCAGUGCACGGGGCGCCCGCAGACAGAUGCUGAUCUUUUUCAAAAGAUUAACUUAGUUUAUUCUCCACAUGUUUUAUUUCUGUUUUUCGAAUAUAUCUAGACGGAAGGUCUGAUUUUUUUCUGAUAAAAUCUCCCAACUUUUCCUUCAGUUUGUUUCUGAAGGACAUUUGAGGAGAUUUUUUUUCCCACUUUAAAGUUUUCUUUGCGUUGAAAGUCCAGCAAGUCGCUAAAAUCCAGCCGUGUUUGGUAUCCCCCUCCCUGUCUCUCUCUCUCCCGUGGAGUACGGAGUGUCUGGUUGAGACGGGAGGGAGCCCAGCCCCGACUACAUUAUGUGGAUUCGGUGGCUGCUUAAGGUUUACGUGGGAUUUACAACGUUUUUAUCUAUUGCGGUGCAGACAAGUGUAGGUGCGGCAGAGCAAGAUCCCACUGCUGUGAGGUACAACAACCAGAAGAACACAAGCAGGUCAAGAAGACUAGGUGGAUCAAACCAGGAUGCACUGAAAGGGCCAAAUGUUUGUGGAUCACGUUUCCAUUCAUACUGCUGCCCAGGAUGGAAAACAUUGCCGGGAGGAAAUCAGUGUAUUGUCCCAAUUUGCAGGAACUCGUGUGGUGAUGGGUUUUGUUCACGACCAAACAUAUGCACAUGUCCGAAUGGUCAGAUAGCACCCACCUGUGGUUCAAAAUCAAUCCAGCAGUGCAACAUCAGAUGCAUGAAUGGUGGCUCUUGUGCUGAGGAUCAUUGUAUUUGUCAGAAGGGAUAUAUUGGGACUCACUGUGGGCAGCCUGUCUGUGAGAAUGGUUGCUUGAAUAACGGAAGAUGCGUUGCUCCUAAUCGUUGUGCUUGUACAUAUGGAUUUACAGGAGCACAGUGCGAAAGAGAUUACAGGACUGGACCAUGUUUCACAUCAGUAAACAACCAGAUGUGCCAAGGACAACUCACUGGCAUUGUCUGCACCAAAACCCUUUGCUGCGCAACAGUUGGACGAGCCUGGGGACAUCCCUGUGAGAUGUGCCCUGCCCAGCCGCAACCAUGUCGUCGUGGCUUUAUUCCUAAUAUCCGCACUGGAGCUUGUCAAGAUGUAGAUGAAUGCCAAGCUAUCCCAGGGAGCUGUCAAGGGGGAAAUUGCAUAAAUACUGUUGGAUCCUUUGAAUGCAAAUGCCCAGCUGGACAUAGAUUUAGUGAAGAAACUCAAAAAUGUGAAGAUGUUGAUGAAUGCACUACUAUUCCUGGUAUAUGUCGAGGAGGAGAAUGUUCCAAUACAGUUGGCAGUUACUUCUGCAAAUGCCAUCAUGGAUAUCUACCCACUACAGAUGGUUCAAGAUGCAUAGAUUCGCGUGCUGGAAUUUGCUACUCUUAUCUGGUUAAUGGGCGUUGUGCAAAUGAACUUCCAGGACCUUUUACCAAGAUGCAGUGUUGUUGUGAUAGUGGUCGCUGUUGGUCAUCUGGUAGGAUUCCAGAAAUGUGUCCAAUGCGUGGAACUGAUGAAUAUAUCAAAUUGUGCAUUGAGAUACCUUGGGAUGGUGGUAGACCUAGACCUGUGCCUAAUGGUGAGCCUGAACCUCAACCUAGACCUCGUCCUGAACCUUAUCCUGGACCUCAUCCUGGACCUCGUCCUGAACCUCCACCUGGACCUCCACCUGGACCUCUACCUAGACCUCAUUACGGACUACUGAAUAUUACUGAUUACUGCCAGUAUAUUGGAAAUCUCUGCUUCCAUGGACGCUGCAUUUCCCUCCCAGGGCCCAGUUAUCGUUGCGAAUGCUACAUGGGCUAUAAACUUGAUCCAAGAGGAGAAUGUAGUGAUGUGGAUGAGUGUAUUAGCAAUCCCUGUACGCACGGAGACUGCGUGAACACACAAGGCUCUUACUUUUGCCGCUGUCAUUCUGGCUUUCAGAGCACUGCAACUAAAAUUACUUGUGUGGAUAUUGAUGAAUGUGUUCAGAAUGGUCAGAUAUGUAAUAACGGUCGUUGUGUGAACACAGAAGGCAGUUUCCACUGUAUUUGUAAUGCUGGAUUUCAACUGACAGCAGAUGGGAAAAAUUGCAUGGACCUGGAUGAGUGUUCCCAGAGAAACAUGUGCAUGAAUGGAAUGUGUAUCAAUGAAGAUGGCAGCUUCAAGUGCAUAUGCAAACCUGGCUUUGAGUUAGUAUCAAAUGGACGGGUGUGCAUUGACAUUGAUGAGUGUGCACAGACACCAGGAAUUUGCAUGAAUGGACGGUGUGUUAACACAGAUGGUUCCUACAGAUGUGAAUGUCCUCCUGGCCUGGCUAUUGGACUUGAUGGGCGAGUCUGCGUUGAUACUCACAUGAGAAGCACCUGCUAUGGUGGUUACAAAAAAGGCCAAUGUGAUCGACCAUUACCAGGAGCCUUCACCAAAUCUCAGUGCUGCUGUGCUAAUACUGAUCAUGCCUUUGGAGAGCCUUGCCAACCUUGUCCAGCUAUAAAUUCUGCUGAAUAUCAUGCACUUUGCCCCAGUGGACCUGGUAUAACGAGUGAUGGUAGAGACAUCAAUGAAUGUGCAUUGGAUCCUGAUAUUUGUCAAAAUGGAGUCUGCGAGAACACUCGUGGCAGUUACCGAUGUGUUUGCAAUUCUGGUUAUGAAGUUGAUAUAUCUGGGAAAAAAUGUGUUGAUAUUGAUGAGUGUUUCGUUAACAGAUUAUUAUGUGACAAUGGUCUCUGCAGAAACACACCUGGAAGUUAUACUUGUUCCUGUCCAAAAGGAUAUGUGUUUAAACCUGAAUCUGAAACAUGUGAAGAUGUUAAUGAAUGUGAGACCAAUCCCUGCAUCAAUGGAGAUUGUAAGAAUGUGCCUGGCAGUUAUUCAUGUCAGUGUUUCCAAGGAAGUACUCUUGAUGCAUCUAAAACUCGGUGUAUUGAGACGGUUAAGGGGACCUGUUGGUUGCAACACAUUGGAGGAAAAUGCGAAAUAAACAUUAAUGGUGCCACACUAAAGUCACAGUGCUGCUCAACAUUGGGUGCUGCUUGGGGAAGUCCUUGUGAACCCUGCAAAAUAGACAGUAUCUGCCCUAAAGGAUAUACAAGAGUUAAUGGAACAAUCUGUGAAGAUGUUAAUGAAUGUGUCGUAUUCCCUGGGGUUUGCACCAAUGCUGAUUGUGUGAAUACACCUGGAUCAUUUCAGUGCGUCUGUUCUAAUGGUAUGUCCCUGGACAGCAGUGGAAGAACAUGUAUUGACAUUCGUUUGGAGCACUGCUAUUUGAAAUACGAUGAGGAUGAAUGCACGGUGCAUAUACCUGGACGAUUACGCAUGGACGCUUGCUGCUGUUCUGUUGGUGCUGCUUGGGGACCGGAUUGUGAAAAAUGUCCUGAAAAAGGAACAAGUCUCUACAAAAAACUUUGUCCUCGAGGACCUGGAUUUUUCAGCAGAGGAGGACCUGAUGGGAAACCUUUUUUUAAAGAUAUUAAUGAAUGUAGGACAAUCCCAGGUAUCUGUACCAAUGGGAAGUGCAGAAACACCAUUGGGAGCUUUAGAUGCAAAUGUAAUAAUGGCUUUGCUCUUGAUUCGGAAGAAAGAAACUGCACAGAUAUCAAUGAAUGCCGCAUCUCUCCUGAUCUAUGUGGUCCUGGAACUUGUGUUAACACUCCUGGAAGUUUUGAUUGUGAAUGCUACGAAGGAUAUGAAAGUGGUUUUAUGAUGAUGAAGAACUGCAUGGAUAUUAAUGAAUGUGAACGAAAUCCUCUCCUGUGUCGCGGUGGCACCUGUGAAAAUACAGAUGGAAGCUUCCGUUGUUCCUGUCCGCGUGGCCAUGAAGUAUCUUUGGAUGGAAUGUCAUGCAUAGAUAUAAAUGAAUGUGAGUUGAGUGACAACCUUUGUAAAAAUGGUCGCUGUGUCAACAUGAUUGGAAAGUAUCAAUGUGCUUGUAACACUGGCUACCAAGCAACGCCUGACAGACAAGGAUGUGUUGAUAUUGAUGAAUGCACAAUAGCGAAUGGAGGAUGUGAGACUUACUGCACAAAUUCUGAAGGCAGUUAUGAAUGCAGCUGUAGGAGUGGCUAUGCCUUGCUGCCAGACCAACGAUCUUGCACAGAUAUUGACGAGUGUGAGGACAAUCCUGACAUUUGUGAUGGAGGGCAAUGUGUCAAUGUACCUGGAGAAUAUCAGUGUCUAUGCUAUGAUGGAUUUAUGGCAUCUGAGGAUAUGAAGACCUGUCUAGAUGUUAAUGAAUGUGAACUUAAUCCGAACAUAUGUCUUAGUGGCACCUGUGAGAACACUAGAGGCUCAUUCAUUUGUCACUGUGAACUGGGGUACUCUGUGAAGAAAGGGACAACUGGUUGCACAGAUAUCAAUGAAUGUGAGAUUAGUGCACAUAAUUGCCACAGGUAUGCUAUAUGCACAAAUACACCAGGAAGCUUCAGAUGUGCAUGUGCAGAAGGCUGGUCUGGAAAUGGAAUCAAAUGUUCUGAUGUGGAUGAGUGUUCAAAUGGAACACACAGGUGCAGCCCAACUGCUGAAUGCACGAACACAGAGGGGUCCUAUAGAUGUACAUGUAAAGAGGGUUACAGCGGCGAUGGUGUGUUUUGCACCGACAUUGACGAAUGUGCUGAAAAUGUAAACUUUUGUGAGAAUGGCCAUUGCUUAAAUACACCUGGAGGUUACCGUUGUGAAUGUGACAUGGGCUUCACACCAUCUCUGGAUGGCAGAGCAUGUCAAGAUAUUGAUGAAUGCUCAUUCUCUGACAUUUGUGUGUUUGGAAGAUGUCAGAAUCUUCCAGGACUCUUCAGAUGCGAAUGUGAUGCAGGUUAUGAGCUAGACAGGAGUGGAGGCAACUGCACAGAUGUAAAUGAAUGUGCAGAUCCAGUUAACUGCAUUAAUGGAAUUUGUGUUAACACCCCUGGAAGCUACGUCUGCAACUGUCCAUCUGAAUUUGAACUGAACCCAACUGGUGUCGGAUGUGUUGAUCCUCGUUUGGGCAAGUGCUUCUUGGAAUAUUUACUGCGUGGAGAUAACACCCUUUCUUGCAGUAAUGAGAUUGGAGUAGGAGUUUCAAGAGCGUCUUGUUGCUGUUCUUUGGGCAGAGCAUGGGGUUUUCCAUGCGAACUCUGUCCCUCCAUCAAUUCAUCUGAAUACAAAACUCUUUGUCCUGGAGGAGAAGGUUUUAGACCCAACCCCAUCACAGUUAUAUUGGAGGAUAUUGAUGAAUGUAAAGAACUACCUGGACUCUGUCAAGAAGGGACAUGUGUCAACACAUUUGGUAGUUUCCAGUGUGAAUGUCCACGUGGUUUCUAUUUGAACGAAGAAACCAGAGUAUGUGAAGACCUUGAUGAAUGCGUUAGUUCACCUGGUAUUUGUGGUCCUGGUACUUGUUUUAACACAAUUGGAAAUUAUACCUGCAUCUGUCCACCAGAUUACAUGCAGGUUAAUGGUGGAAACAACUGUAUGGACAUGAGAAAAAGCUUCUGCUUCAAAAAUUUCUACAGUGAAAAUGGCACUUGUGAUGGUGAACUGCCCUUCAACAUGUCAAAGAAGCUGUGCUGUUGUUCAUACAACAUCGGGAAAGCCUGGAACAGACCGUGUGAACAGUGUCCUCUUCCUGUCACAAAUGAAUAUGUAAAUCUUUGUGGGAGUCAGAGGCCUGGCUAUAUUAUUGACAUUACAACAGGACAGCCAGUUGACAUUGAUGAAUGUCGAAUGAUUCCUGGUGUUUGUGCUAAUGGUGUCUGCAUAAACCAACUUGGAAGCUUCCGUUGUGAAUGUCCCAUGGGAUUUCAAUAUAAUGAUCAACUGAUCAGCUGUGAAGAUAUGGAUGAAUGUCAGAAUGGGCCACUGUGUCAACAGAAUGCUGACUGCAUUAACACACCAGGCAGCUAUCGCUGUGAAUGUUCGCCAGGUUACCGGCUCACUCCAACAGGACAUUGUAUGGAUCGUAAUGAAUGUCAUGAUAUCCCUAAUGUUUGUAGUCACGGUCAGUGCAUUGACACAGUAGGAAGCUACCACUGCAUCUGCCGGAACGGCUUCAAAGCAACUCCAGAUAAGACGAUGUGCAUGGAUAUUGAUGAAUGUGAGCGGGAGCCAUGUGGCAAUGGGACCUGCAAGAACACAGUUGGCUCAUAUAACUGCUUGUGCUUCCCGGGAUUCAUGAUUUCACAUAAUAAUGACUGCAUUGAUGUUGAUGAAUGCAGUACCUUAAAUGGUGCUCUCUGUAGAAAUGGACAGUGCAUUAAUACUAUUGGAACAUUCCAAUGCCUGUGUCGUGAUGGCUAUGAACUUACACCUGAUAGAAGAAGUUGUGUUGAUGUCAAUGAAUGCUUGACUGUACCUCGUCCCUGUGCACCAGGCACCUGUCAAAACUUGGAUGGCUCCUACAGAUGUAUCUGCCCUCCUGGAUACUCACUGAUAGAUGAUAAGUGUAUUGAUAUCGAUGAAUGUGCAACAGACCCCGGAUUAUGUGAAUCUGGCACAUGUAGUAACACUGAAGGAAGCUACAUAUGCCUCUGUGCACCAGGAUCUAUCCUCUCGCAAAAUGGAAGAAAGUGCAUCGAUGUGAGAGAGAGCUUUUGCUUCUCUAAGUUCGAGAACGGCGUUUGCACUGCGCCCAAAUUAAAAAACAUCACCAAAUACACGUGUUGUUGCAGUUUCAUGCCAGGUGAAGGAUGGGGUAUCCCAUGUGAGAUCUGUCCCAAAGAACCAGAAGAAGCAUUUGGAAAACUGUGCCCCAGUGGUUUAGUGGGAAUUACAAUUAACAAGGAAGGUUCACAAGUAGACACGGAUGAAUGUUCUAUAGACCCAGGAAUAUGUAAAAAUGGACAGUGCAUCAACACUGAUGGUUCCUUCCGCUGUGAAUGCCCAUUUGGUUUCAAUAUUGACUAUAGUGGAAUCAAGUGUGUAGAUACCGAUGAAUGCUCUGUUGGUAAUCCUUGCGGCAAUGGAACAUGUACUAACGUUAUUGGAGGGUUUGAGUGUGCCUGUGAAGAAGGAUUUGAACCAGGACCUAUGAUGACUUGUGAAGACAUAAAUGAAUGUGCACAAAAUCCUCUGCUUUGUGCAUUCCGCUGUGUUAAUACCAUAGGAGGAUAUGAAUGUAAAUGUCCUGCUGGUUAUGUUCUCAGACAAGAUGGGAAGAUGUGCCGAGAUCAGGAUGAAUGUGAGGAGCAACUGGAUGAUUGUGCAUCAAGAGGAAUGAUGUGCAAGAACUUGAUUGGAACUUUCAUGUGUAUCUGCCCACCUGGAUUAGUGCGCCAGUUGGAUGGUGAAGGGUGCAUUGAUGAAAAUGAAUGUCGCACAAAACCUGGCAUUUGUGAAAAUGGUCGGUGUAUUAAUACUGCAGGAACUUAUAGGUGUGAUUGCAAUGAAGGAUUCACUGUCAGUUCCACACAGACAGAAUGUGUUGACAACCGCAAAGGUUUAUGUUUCGCGGAAGUGCUACAGACCAUGUGUCAGAUGGCCUCCAGCAGCCGAAAUCUUGUUACAAAAUCAGAGUGCUGCUGUGAUGGUGGACGUGGCUGGGGGUCACAAUGUGAAAUCUGCCCACUUCCAGGAACAGGCCCUUUUAAGAAGCUCUGUCCACUUGGACCCGGUUACACCACAGAUGGAAGAGAUAUUGAUGAAUGUCAAGUCCUUGCAAACUUGUGUCAGAAUGGACAGUGUAUUAAUACUGUUGGAUCAUAUCGAUGUCUCUGCAAGACUGGCUACACCACAGACCUCACUGGCAUAGCCUGUGUGGAUCUUGAUGAAUGUGUUCAAGCACCAAAACCGUGUAAUUUCAUCUGCAAGAACACGGAAGGAAGCUACCAGUGUGCAUGUCCUAGAGGAUACUUGCUGCAGGAAAAUGGGAAAAGUUGCAAAGAUCUGGAUGAAUGUGCUACAAAGCAGCACAACUGUCAGUUUCUUUGUGUCAAUACAAUUGGUGGAUUUACUUGUAAGUGCCCUCCUGGAUUCACACAGCAUCAUACAGCAUGUAUUGAUAACAAUGAAUGUAUUGCUGAAACAAAUGUGUGUGGAUCUAAAGGAGUGUGCCAGAAUACUCCAGGCAGCUUUCUCUGUGAAUGCCAACGUGGAUUCUUACUGGAUCAAACUGGUCACGGCUGUGAAGAUAUUGAUGAAUGUGAGGGAAGCCAUCGCUGCCAACAUGGCUGCCAGAAUUUGGUCGGUGGAUAUCGAUGCAGUUGUCCACAUGGUUACCUACAGCACUAUCAAUGGAAUCAGUGUGUUGAUGAAAAUGAAUGCAUGAAUUCUCAGGUUUGCGGAGGAGCUUCAUGCCACAAUACAUUGGGAAGCUACAAGUGCCUAUGUCCAACAGGAUUCUCCUUUGAACAAAUUUCUGGGUCUUGUCAUGACGUAAACGAAUGUUCUUCCUCCAAAAAUCCAUGCAACUACGGCUGUUCAAACACUGAUGGAGGUUACUUAUGUGGCUGCCCACCUGGAUAUUAUAGAGUUGGCCAAGGGCACUGUGUCUCUGGAGUAGGAUUCAGCAAGGGUCAGAUGCUUCCAAUAGGUGGUGACACAGAGGACAAUAGUCUAUCACCCGAGGUGUGUUAUGAAUGCAAAAUUAAUGGCUACCCCAAAGGAAGACGUCGAAGAGCAACAAAUGAAAAAGAAGCUAUGACUUCAAAUGAUGCAGAGGGGGAAAAUGCUGCCGAUUUGCCAAUGAGCCUUGCGAGUUUGGGAACAGAAAAUCAGUUUGUCUUCAAUUUCAAUAUUUCUGAUCUCAGCAGUAAAGACCACAUCCUACAGUUUAUCCCAGCAAUUUCUACGUUGACAAAUCAUGUACGUUACUUGAUUGACGUUGGUAAUGAAAAAGGCUUCUUCAAAAUUAAUCAAAAGGAUGGUAUAAGCUAUCUGCAUUUGACCAAGAAAAAGCCACAAUCAGGAGUAUACUCAUUAGAUAUAAGCAGUAUUCCCCUUUUUAAAAAGAAGGAACUUGAUCGUCUUGAAGACAAGCAUGAUAAAGACUACCUCACUGGUGAGCUUGGUGAAACCCUCCAAAUGAAAAUUCAGAUUGUGCUUCAUUAAUACACAAACAGAAGGUCAAACUGCUUCAGCCAAAAGAUGGAUCCUUUCAUUGCCAAACAGAUUCGACAUAUCAUGGAUACAAUCUCUUAUUAACUGUAAUAUGUCUGAGCACUGCUUACUUCUAAUGUUAGAAAAGUAAAGUCGUGGAUACAUACCAUAGCUCUAAACCACUUACUCGGGCUUUGUAUAAAUGCAGCACUGCUAUUUCAGUAUGACUAGCUUCAGAUGUUGUAUAAUGAUAUGUUGAAUCUUAAAAACACCCACACUUGGACCAUUCAACCCACUUGUUGGACCACUGAUGCUGAGAAUUUACAAUUUCUUUUAAGCAGAGCCAUAACAUUACUCUGCAGUAAAGGACAUGUCAUAUUUUUGAUCUUUUAAAUUUUACUUUUCAAGUUACAUUUCACUAGAUCAAACAUUUAUAUAUGUACCUGGUGCUAGUAACAUGUCAACCUAGAUUGUGACUGCACUGUAAUAUUUUACAAACUUGGUAGCCAAAAAUGCAAUUAUUCAGUCUAAGUAUUACCAGAUUUUUUUCCAUUACUUUACAAAGAACCAAAGUUAGUUCAGUAGCUUAUCUCAGUUAUGCAUUUUUCACUCAUGUAAAUUAAGUGUGUGUAUACUGCAGCCAUGCUACUUUUUUAUCAUGGAAACUUUUGUAUACCAGAAUUCUCAUUUUGUGUGUGUCUGUGUAUGUGUGUCUGUUUGUGUGUGUGUGUCCAUGUGUGUUUUCAUUCCAACCCUGAGUUGAGGGUGUUGUAAUGGUGCUUUAAGAACAACUACUUUUGAAAAUUAGAUGCAAUAUCCCUCUGUGAGUAAUAAAAUGCACAUUGAGGACUUAAUGAACAAGAACUAAUCAGGUCAUAGGAUUAAUAGCACUCAAAAGUGAGACAAUCAAGCUGUCAAACACAGUCUCCUGUAAAAUGACACAUAACAGUAUCAGUAUUUUUAUGCAGUUCACCAUCAGCAAGUGUUUAGAUCUUCAAUGUCAGUAAUUCCACAAUAAAA
Molecule: messenger RNA, 10017 nt
Organism: Pristis pectinata (smalltooth sawfish)
Lineage: Eukaryota; Metazoa; Chordata; Chondrichthyes; Rhinopristiformes; Pristidae
Product: fibrillin-1-like
Exons: 65
Coding region: 370-9009 (2879 amino acids)
Molecular function (GO): calcium ion binding
Source: RefSeq, a predicted model, not a curated record